GACUAUAGAGUCUAUCGCACUAUUCCCUCUUCUCAUCAUCAAAAUCAUCAGCAUCAAAAACACUAUUACACAUUUACACUUAGACAAGAAAAGGGACAUCACAGAAAUGGCCAAAACCACCAAAACUCCUACCAUUUCAGCCGCAUUUAUACUUGCUGCAGCCAUAGUUUUGGUAGCAUUUCCUAUAAAGACAAGUGCUCUGUCACCAGCUGCAGCACCGGGGUCAUCAGGAGGGGUUGCAGCUGCUCCGGGGCCGUUUUCUGGCGCACCGGGUCCGGCAUUGGACUGCGUUUCAUACUUAAGCAACUUGACAGAUUGCUUGACCUACGUGUCGCCUGGAAGCAAGCAGACUAAGCCUGAUAAAGCAUGCUGCCCUGAGCUUGCAAAUUUGGUAGCAACACAGCCCGUUUGUUUAUGUGAACUUCUUGCUCAUCCUGAGAGAUCUCCUUUGCCUAUUGAUCUCCCCAAAGCCAUGGGACUUCCUGCUAUUUGUAAAGUGGAUGCGUCUCCCAGUUCGUGUUCAGUUUUGGGUGUCCCAGUUGGUGCUCCUGCUCCUGCUCCUGCUCCUGCUUCAGCUUCUGCGGGUGGUCCCUUAGGUUCAUCCCCUGAAACUUCAUCCCCAGAAGGGUCAGCUUCAAGUCCUACAUCUCCAAAAAACGGUGGACAAAGCACUACAGCCACGCAAAGACACUCACUUGUUGGCUUAGCAAUUGCUCUGUUUAUUAGUUUCUUCUGAUUUGACACAUACGUAAUCCAAAUUGAAGAUUAUUUUUUUUCAGUUGUCUUAUUUUGUAUUUUGUUCCAUCUUGAUUCUUGAGUUACACUAAUAAUUUAACUACCAUUCUUGGGAUUUACUGUAUUUUAGAGCAUUUAGAUGAUGAUUAUUCGAUCUUGUAAGUCCAUGUUUGUUUCCUUAUUAUGAACA
Coffea eugenioides is the source of this 925-nucleotide messenger RNA. Its product is annotated as non-specific lipid-transfer protein-like protein At2g13820. The record is from RefSeq and is a predicted model, not a curated record. Bases 107 to 736 code for a protein of 209 amino acids. NCBI's taxonomy places the organism in Eukaryota, Viridiplantae, Streptophyta, Magnoliopsida, Gentianales, Rubiaceae. The transcript has 3 exons.